AUUCAUUUCAAACUUUAUUACCAUCUUAUUAAUUGUAAUUUUCUACUGAGAAAGGACAUCUUGUAGACUGGAUUGUGCGCCUUGCUGAAAACAAUAGAACAUUGGUAAACCUAAACCAUAAUAAAAAAAACGAUUUAAUUCAGCCGAACAAUAUGGAAACAAAAAAGACUAACUUAGAAGAUUCGUCGAAACAACGAAAACUUAAUGAAAUACUAAAUGAAUUGAACAACAUUGAACAAUAUUGUAUGGACCAAAAUCUGACUUUAGAUGAAAUGAAAGUUAUUUUCGAGCCAUUAAAAGAUUUAAUUUCUGUCAAAACUGUUUUUUCUCGAAAACUGUUUGUUUCCUGUUUAUUCGCAUUAAUUUUUGGUUUAAUUGUCGCAGCCUACAAUUUUGAAUGUGUAUCAUGGUUCUUCAUGGUAAUCCUACGAUUAUUUUUGAUCGGUAUUCUGCCAAUAUUUGACUGGACUCCAUUUGCCAGAAAUCAAUGUAUACUUAUAAAACCUGAGAUAAUCCCAGAAACUAAUUUAACGAAUCCUUUAAACUGUGACGUUUGUGAAUCGCUUUACAAUGUUACAAUUUUAUCUGACUCGCAAUUAAAUUUAAUCGAACGGCGAUAUUUUUCGAUUUAUGAACCAUUUAUUCUACCAUUCGAAACCAUGAUCGAUGGUUCAAAUUUUUCACAAAACUUAUUCGACGAUGCGUAUUUAAUGAGUAGUGUUCCUUGCGAUUUGGGAACAAAUUUAUUUAAAACAAAAAAAGUCUCAGUUGAAAUGUUGUACGAACAUGCAAAUAAUGGCAUCUUCCAAAAUUGGUUUGUACAUUUUCGAAAUUGUGACACACAAUCGAUUAAAUACGUUCGAUAUUUAUUACAAUCGUUAAAUACUUUUAAAAGUAUGUACCGUACAAAUUCGAAUUGGAUUCUAUUCAGUCAAAAAUAUCUUACGGAGUCAUUUAAGAUUUUGGAUAUUGAGUAUGGUAAUUUGAUAAUUUUUACUCAAAUUCAAGGAGGUAACUUUAUUGAGUUGACUCCAAUUAAUGAAUGUUCAAUUUGUCAUACGUUAAAAUUGUAUUUACCAGAACAAAAUUCUUUGAUAUUUAUAUCGAAUUUAUGGAAAUUGUCAUACAAACCGGAUCCAAAUAGUUUGAAUAGUCUGGCUAUCAUUGAGGAAAUGUUUUGGGAUGAUUAA
This is a messenger RNA of Chrysoperla carnea, 1190 nucleotides long. RefSeq lists its product as uncharacterized. The record is from RefSeq and is a predicted model, not a curated record. The transcript is spliced from 3 exons. NCBI's taxonomy places the organism in Eukaryota, Metazoa, Arthropoda, Insecta, Neuroptera, Chrysopidae. The coding region runs from base 153 to 1190 and encodes 345 amino acids.